Molecule: messenger RNA, 930 nt
Organism: Serendipita indica DSM 11827
Lineage: Eukaryota; Fungi; Basidiomycota; Agaricomycetes; Sebacinales; Serendipitaceae
Source: the annotation of a GenBank genome assembly
AUGCCGGAAGACGACUUUGACAUUUAUGGCGACGAAGGAUACGAAAUGCCGGGUGCGCAGGACGAGGAGCCUGUACAAUCCAUGAGUGAUCUUCCAGUCGCGCCUCAGGUGGGCGAAAAGCGGUCUCGAGCCGACGAGGAGAACGACGGUGACUAUGGAAACAAUGUGCCCCCAAAUCUACGAGGUAGUAGCAAUAUCCAACGACAAGGAAAUGCUAUGCCGGCGAACCCUCAACAAUGGCAAGCCACGCCGAAUAUCGGUGGACAGAUGAACAUGAACCAAAAUACAGGUGGAAUGGAUGCACUCUACCUCGGAGACCUGAAUUGGUGGACCACCGACGAAGACCUACGCGGCGUCGCGAGUCAAGUCGGCAUCGAGUUGAGCUUGAAGGACAUCACGUUCUCAGAGCACAAAGUAAACGGAAAGAGCAAAGGAAUCGCCUACAUUGAAUGUCAUUCUCAUGAAAACGCGACAAUACUCAAAGAAUUCUUUGACAACAACACGUUCCAAAACCGGAAAGCGAGUGCAUCCUUGACAAGUUCCAGUCUCGGAAACCCAUUCCGUACGCUUCCAAAAGAUCCACAUGCGGGGAAGGAGGACGACGGUGGAGGACGAGGCGGCUUCAGAGGUAAUGCAAACCGAGGAAUGGGAGGUGGCGGAAUGAGGGGUGGCGGAGGUAACCGAGGGGGCUUUAACCAAAGCGCCGCUGGAUUCCCCGCUGGUGGAGGCAUGAUGGGUAUGGGUGGUAUGCCGAAUAUGAUGGGUGGUAUGGGAAUGGGCAUGGGUAUGGGUAUGAUGGGCGCGGGUGGAGGCAACUUCCAACGAGGCGGUCGUGGUGGUGGGCGCGGAUACGGGAAUCAAAUGGGCAGAGGUAAUUAUGGAGGUAAUGGUGGAGGACAUGUCAAUCCGGCAUUCUUUGGUCAAGGCUAA